This is a messenger RNA of Humulus lupulus (European hop), 324 nucleotides long. Its product is annotated as secreted RxLR effector protein 161-like. The record is from RefSeq and is a predicted model, not a curated record. The transcript has a single exon. The coding region runs from base 1 to 324 and encodes 107 amino acids. Lineage: Eukaryota; Viridiplantae; Streptophyta; Magnoliopsida; Rosales; Cannabaceae.
AUGCAAAAUAUUCCCUAUGCAUCAGUUGUUGGGAGUCUAAUGUAUUGUCAAGUUUGUAUGCGUCCGGAUAUUGUGUACAUUGUUGGAUUGUUAGGCAGCUAUUUAAGCAAUCCUGGAAUGGACCAUUGGAUAACAGCCAAAAGGGUUAUGAGAUAUCUUCAGAGAACAAAAGGUUACAUGCUCACAUAUAAGAAAUCAGAUCAUUUGGAGAUCGUAGGGUAUUCUGAUUCUGAUUUCCUUGAGCUCCAAGAUAGCAGAAAGUCUACAUCCGACUAUAUUUACCUGUUAGCUGGAGGAGCUAUAUCUUGGAAAAGUGCCAAGUAG